CGAGGACGACAGGCCUUGUGUAUGACUACGUGGGCAGUUGACACUUGUCAACCCGGUAUGAUCAAAUGCGUGGGAACCCCGCGGAAGCCGAUAUUGGUCCUCUCCGUAGCGAAGCCGGGAACCGUCUCCGCCGCUGCUUCUGUCAAACAGAUGCAGAAGGAUUUCAGUUGAGGAUUCGGAGGGCUUGUCAGUGCAGUCGGGAUCAGAACAUGGUCAUGGGCCACAUGCCGGAAGCUGGACCUCGCUCCGACCGGCCACGAUCUGGAGAAACAGGCACCUUUGCGGACCGACGCUUCGAUACGCAAUAUCCAUGGGACAGUCGAUAUGCUCUCGGCGGACACUGCAUGCUUCCUGCGUGGUGACGUUGCCCAAGUUGCAGUUACGAUCCGGCCUGAAGUUUGAUCACAGCUUCCACACUGUUGCCGUGGACAUGAAGAAGCCGCCGAUGGCGCGGUUGGCGAAACAAUCGUGACCGAGGUUAGGCUUGCGAGAGGAGUUGCUGGGCCGCUAAUACUGUUUCUGCUAAAUGGGGCCUUUGCAGAGUCGUUGACGUGUCUAGAGACGGGAAAAGAAAGCCUGUGCAGGCGGGGCGUUGAGCGUCAAGGGAAAGCAUGUGAUGGCUUGGAGGCGUAUCAAGGACACCACCAUGACACCAGCAUCAUGUUAUGGAAAGGCUCUAGGCAUAACUGUGGGGAGGCUGCAAAGUGCAUGAGUUGGGCAGCAAGUGUAAAGUAGAUAGCAGACACAGUGAAGCGAUCAACAAGGUUUACACGCCCGCUGAUCAUGGCAAGCACCAGGGCAGGCAUACAACACGGAAAGCGGCAUGACCACCAGGGCGAUAUUAGAAUGUGAAUUACUACUUCCUACAUGAAGGACCAAAAGGCGGGGGAAUAGAUAUCGAAAGGCUAAGAAAACAUACGAGAAGCAGUGUCAUGUUGAGACGGCGUAGCCACGGACCUGAUCCAAAAGCUAUCACUGUCCGUUAAAAUAUGAAAGGCCCCCAGAGUAAGAAGAGAAGAAGCCCUACAUCCGACAAUGUCCUUCAAUGUCGGCAAUGUACAGGCCACCCAUUACCAACGCCCGCAGAUGUGAUGAUCAGUACACCUUUUGGCGGAACCAUCGUCUCCC
Molecule: messenger RNA, 1128 nt
Organism: Pyrenophora tritici-repentis Pt-1C-BFP
Lineage: Eukaryota; Fungi; Ascomycota; Dothideomycetes; Pleosporales; Pleosporaceae
Source: RefSeq, a predicted model, not a curated record